Nasonia vitripennis (jewel wasp) is the source of this 1212-nucleotide messenger RNA. RefSeq names its product odorant receptor 298 (gene Or298). NCBI's taxonomy places the organism in Eukaryota, Metazoa, Arthropoda, Insecta, Hymenoptera, Pteromalidae. The coding region runs from base 1 to 1212 and encodes 403 amino acids. The transcript has 6 exons. Gene Ontology annotation, molecular function: odorant binding; olfactory receptor activity. Gene Ontology annotation, cellular component: plasma membrane. The record is from RefSeq and is marked inferred. Gene Ontology annotation, biological process: sensory perception of smell; detection of chemical stimulus involved in sensory perception of smell.
AUGCUCGGGAAAUCCUCGUUAAAUUCCAAGAUCCCAAUAAGAGAGAGAGAUUUCAACUACUCGAUGAAGCUCAGCCGGAUAACCCUGAGCAUCAUCGGACUCUGGCCAUUCAGAGAGAAUAUCCGCUGCUCCAACUUCAAGUUCGUCGUCAUCCUGGUCUCCAUCCUGAUGACGCUUCUGAGCUCGCUGACGUUCGUCUAUCAGACCGACGACGACGACAAGAUGUUCCACAGCCUUAUCAACAGUCUCUACAUGCUGAUGACUCUGGUGAAACUGCUGAUGAUGCGCUGCAAGAACGACAAGCUCGAGGUCAUCCUGAGCGAGAUGAGGAUCGACUGGAGGAAGUACGAGAGGUUCUCCGACGGGAACAAAAGGCUGGUUGACCUGUACACCGGCAAGGCAAGGACUUCCAGUUUCGUGUGCAUAUUUUUCAUGGAGUUUUCCAUCACGACGUACUUCAUUUCGAGGGUAGCCUACGCCCUCCAGCAACCGGCGAAAAUCCGAGAGUGGGAUCUGCCCUACACGGCAGUUUAUCCGUUCGAGGUGACGUCGUCGCUCUUCGUGCCGAUGUACCUGUGGCAGGUGUUCUCGGCCAUGUGUCUCGGCUCCGUGACCAUUUCCAUCGACUGUCUUCUUGUGACGACGGCUUGUCACGCGACUGGGCAACUGGCUGCGCUUUGCGAGAAUAUCAAGAGCUACGGACAUGAGCAAAGACAUCGAGAUGAGACUCUGAGCUCGGAAAUCGAAUGCUCCUGCAUCAGGUGCAUCAUCGAGAGACACGUCGAUAUCGUCAGAUACUGCAGACUGGUCGAAGACGCGUACAACCUCAUACUGUUGACGGAAUUCAUUGGGACUACCUUUCAAUUCUGUCUGCAAAUGUACAUCAUCGUCGAGCACUCCCAUGAUAAAAACAUCGUCGGCUUACUAUCCUUCUGCAUCUACCUUCUCGUCUUCAACUUUCGACUGUUCAUGUACUGCAACGUGUUCGACGCCAUGGUCGAGAUGGGCGAGAAGGUAGGAGCGAGCGCGUACGACAUCAGUUGGUACGAUUUUCAUCCGGAAGCCGUUCGACAGCUCAUGUUCUGUAUUCUGCGAGCCAACAAACCUCUGAACGUAACGGCUGGAAAGUUUUUCAGUUUGAAUCGAAAUAGUUAUAAAAAUGUGAUUAUGACGUCUUCAUCCUAUGCGUCCGUUUUGUUGUCAAUAAAGUGA